Molecule: messenger RNA, 832 nt
Organism: Cavia porcellus (domestic guinea pig)
Lineage: Eukaryota; Metazoa; Chordata; Mammalia; Rodentia; Caviidae
Product: anthrax toxin receptor-like
Exons: 5
Coding region: 19-567 (182 amino acids)
Source: RefSeq, a predicted model, not a curated record
CCCCCUCCCCCUGAGGUGAUGAGCAACUUGUUCCUGGUCCCCCUUGGACUGUUCCUGUUGCUGGCACUGCUGCUUCUGUGUUGUCUCCACCAGCUUUGCCGUCCUAAGCGAAGAAAGCCGCCACCACCUCCUCCGCCUGAGCCUGAAGAACCAGAAGAGGAGCCCCUUCUGCCUCCACAGCCUCUGCCCCCUCCUCCAGCACCGCCCGUCACUGUGUGCCCCGUUAUAAUCGUGUGCUGCUGUGCGUGCGGCGGCGUGUGUGUGAACAGAGGCCCGGAGGGCACCUUGAUCUCAUGCAACUUCAGUCACCCCAGCUGCCACCAGGUGCCACUGACAUGGUCUCCAUCCUGUGCCCAGGGCACCAACUUUGACUUCCUGAAGAUGCUCUGUGCCGAGGGAUCCUGGGACCCCAGGAUCGGCCUUCAGCCCAACCAGGACGAUCUCCCCCUGGCCUACUGCUCCCAGUGCCACCACCAAGCAGUCCAGAGCGACCGGCUCCCCUCCAGGAUGCUCCCCCGCUCUGCCCAGAUGGCCUGCAGACCAACGCUGUCUCUCUCAGCCCCAUAGCCGCCCCCAGGCCCUGUGUGUGUGGACGAGAGGUCUUGCUGCUGAACUGGACGCAGGCGUGCAGCCGUGGAUUCUAAUAAAUCAGAGUUGGAUUUUGUUGCUGAGCAACACGGGCCUGUCGCCGGGAGAUUGCCCUCCCCACCCCCGUCUGAGAGGUGAUUAUUCUGCACCCCCAGGUCGCACACCCUGCUGCCCUGUGGUUGCUGGGCACGGGGACCCCAUUGCCAGUAGUCUGUCUUCACGCAUCACUGAGGGCUGGGAAACA